This is a messenger RNA of Meriones unguiculatus (Mongolian gerbil), 1536 nucleotides long. RefSeq names its product hyaluronidase 3 (gene Hyal3). Gene Ontology annotation, biological process: carbohydrate metabolic process; hyaluronan catabolic process. Gene Ontology annotation, molecular function: hyalurononglucosaminidase activity. Gene Ontology annotation, cellular component: acrosomal vesicle. NCBI's taxonomy places the organism in Eukaryota, Metazoa, Chordata, Mammalia, Rodentia, Muridae. The coding region runs from base 138 to 1394 and encodes 418 amino acids. The record is from RefSeq and is a predicted model, not a curated record. The transcript is spliced from 4 exons.
GUGAGUCCUCCGUACUGCUGGGACCAGCGAAGGCAGACCGAGGAGUCGGUGCCAGAGACACUGAGAUACCGAACUGUGCGCAGGCAGGACGAGGCCCAUCCCGGAACUCGGCUUUAACAUGUUUCCAUCUUUGUGGCAUGACCGUGCAGCUAGGCCUAACCCUGGUGGUGGGGGUAGCCCUGUGCUUGAUGCAUGGCCAGUCUUUGCUGCAGGCUCCUGAGCGUCCCUUUUCAGUGCUGUGGAAUGUACCCUCAGCAAGAUGUAAGGCCCACUUUGGUGUGCAUCUACCACUCAGUGCCCUCGGCAUCAUAGCCAACCAUGGCCAGCAUUUUCAUGGCCAAAACAUCACCAUCUUCUACAAGAACCAGUUUGGUCUUUAUCCUUACUUUGGACCUAGAGGCACAGCCCACAAUGGGGGUAUCCCUCAGGCUGUGUCUCUAGACCACCACUUGGCACAAGCUGCCCACCAGAUCCUCCACAGACUAGGAUCUAGCUUUGCUGGUUUGGCGGUGCUGGACUGGGAAGAGUGGUAUCCCCUCUGGACUGGGAACUGGGGCCCCCAUCGGCAAGUCUACCAGGCAGCCUCCUGGGCUUGGGCACAGCAGAUGUUCCCUGACUUGGACCCUCAGGAACAGCUCCACAAAGCCCGCACUGGCUUUGAGCAGGCUGCCCGUGCACUGAUGGAAUCUACACUGCAGCUGGGCCAGACACUUCGCCCACGUGGGCUCUGGGGGUUUUAUCGAUACCCAGCCUGUGGCAAUGGCUGGCAUAAUAUGGCUUCCAAUUACACAGGCCGGUGCCAUGCAGCCAUCGUUACCCGAAACACCCAGCUGCAUUGGCUCUGGACUGCCUCCAGUGCUCUCUUCCCUAGCAUCUACCUCCCACCCAGACUGCCACCUGCCUACCGUCAGGCCUUUGUACGGCACCGCCUGGAGGAGGCCUUCCGGGUAGCCCUUGCUGGGCAUGCACAUCCUCUACCUGUUCUGGCCUAUGCUCGCCUCACACACCGGAGCUCUGGGAGAUUCUUGUCUCUGGAUGACCUGAUACAGACUAUUGGCGUGAGUGCAGCACUGGGGGCAGCUGGAGUGGUGCUCUGGGGGGACCUGAGUUUCUCCAGCUCUGAGGAAGAGUGCUGGCGUCUCCAUGACUACCUAGUGGGCACUUUAGGCCCCUAUUUGAUCAAUGUGACUAAGGCUGCCAUGAACUGCAGCCAUCAGCAUUGCCAUGGACAUGGUCGCUGCGCUCGGAAAGACUCAGGCCAAAUGGAGGCCUUUCUGCAUCUUCAGCCAGAUGAAGGUCUUGGAGCUUGGAAAUCCUUCAGAUGCCGUUGUUACUCAGGCUGGGUUGGCCCUACCUGCAAGGAGCCCAAACCUGAGCCCAAGGAAGCAACAUAAAGUCAGGGGUUCCUGCCCUUGAGGUUUGCCCCUGCUGCAAUUCCCAUUUAUAAUUCCCCAAGUACAUAGCCCACUUCCACAAACACGGCUUCCCUCAGAGUUCCUGAGGAAUAGACAGGGCCUAAUAAAAGCAUAAAACCAG